AGGUACACCUCUGUACAGAAGAAUAUACAGGUCAGAAGUCAGCCCAGCUACUGUUCUUAAGAAAGCUUCCGUUCUCAAUAUGAAGUCCUAGGUACCAUCGGCCGUGGGAGCAAUGCCAAGGUCAAGCUGGCUCACCACCGCCUCACGGGCACCCCUGUGGCUAUCAAAGUGCUUCUAAAGAAGAAGCAGUGGUGCGAGCUACUCACGUCCGAGGUAGAUAUACUGAUGAUGGCCAACCACCCCAACAUCGUCUCACUUCUCCAGGUGAUUGAGUCUGAGAAGAGAAUAUACCUCAUCAUGGAGCUGGUUGAGGGGCAGCAGCUUUACCAUUAUAUCCAAGAGUCUGGCCACCUCCAGGAGGACGAGGCCCGGGAAAUAUUCAGGCAAAUAAUAGCAGCUGUGAGCUACUGCCACAAACAGGGUAUAAUUCACAGGGACCUGAAACCAGACAAUAUCUUGUUGGACAGCAACGGAAAAGUCAAAAUCAUCGACUUUGGCCUCAGUACCCAAGUCAGACCAGGACAGAAGCUGAGCCGUCACUGUGGUGCUUACCCUUAUGGUGCACCGGAAUUCUUCCUUGGUAAACUUUAUGAUGGUUCCAAGACCGACAUGUGGUCCUUAGGAGUUGUCCUAUAUUUCAUGGUGGUUGGGACAGUCCCAUUUGAUGCUGUCACCAUACCAGAGCUGCAAAAGCAGGUUGUGUCGGGGAAGUAUGCUGUCCCCUCUGCUCUUUCAGAAGACCUCCAGGACCUGAUUAGCCUCUUAUUAACAGUCAAUCCCAAGCUUAGGCCAAGAGUCUCCAAAGUGAUGACCCACCCCUGGCUCAGAAAAGACAUGGAAGAGUUCCCUAACCACUGUAAAGAAAUGAUCCCCAGCUUGCCUGACAGUGCGAUUGUUGAAGCUAUGCAACAUAUUGGGUUCCAAGCCCAGGAUAUUAAAGAGUCAUUACAACAAAGGAAAUAUAAUCAGACCAUGGCAUGCUAUAGCUUACUGCAAGAGCAGGCUCAGCAAGGGCAUGGCUGCCCAGCCAGGGCUCGGCGCAUGAAUCCAGGGGUGACCCCAUUCCCUUCCCUUGAAGAUCCUGCUGCUUUCUCUCUGGCACCAAGGAGGAGGAGAAGUGAGCCCACCCUUAGCACCCUCUGGUCAUUCUCCAAUGAUCAGGUGUCUGCCUAUGGCCAGAAAGCUGGUCAAAGGGGAAGUAGGAGAGCCGCUGAGCCUGGCACUCAUCUCUUCAGGCCACUACAGGAGUCACCCAGUCUGGACCAAGUCCACCAACGUAGCAGGAGUGCCCCCUGCAUUUAUUUCACAAGCAGUGAGAGCACCGAAGACAAAAAAUGCUCCCCCAAUGCCUUGACAGAGGGCAAGUCUGUCCCCAGCCAGGGCCAAUACAGAGGCUUGAAGGGAUGGGCAAGGAGGAUAAGAAAUUCCGUGAUGAAACUAUGUUGCUGCUUUUCCUCGGGAAAGAAACCUCACCAAGAGCAGAACAGAGUCUACCCUCAGAAAUGA
Meriones unguiculatus (Mongolian gerbil) is the source of this 1506-nucleotide messenger RNA. RefSeq names its product sperm motility kinase 2A-like. Gene Ontology annotation, molecular function: tau-protein kinase activity; protein serine/threonine kinase activity; ATP binding. The annotation marks the transcript as partial. The transcript is spliced from 2 exons. NCBI's taxonomy places the organism in Eukaryota, Metazoa, Chordata, Mammalia, Rodentia, Muridae. Gene Ontology annotation, biological process: intracellular signal transduction; microtubule cytoskeleton organization; protein phosphorylation. The record is from RefSeq and is a predicted model, not a curated record. Gene Ontology annotation, cellular component: cytoplasm.